UCAUCGAUCCCUAUCGUCCAUUUCUUCAUCUUGAGGUCGACGAUAUCGACCGUUCAAAGUCUCACACCGACGGCCUAUAAAGAAGAGUAUCAAUGAUAAUUCUCCCAAAAAGAAAAUAAGCUUAUUAAGACUUUCACGUCUAAAAGUCUCGUUUCUUGUGAUUUAAUCAAAAAAAAAAAGUAUCGUUUCUUGUGAUAAACAUGAGCUCGGAGAAGAAACAAGAACGCCGCGAAGAAGAUAACGGUGAUGGAAACAAAGGGUUGUCAACUAAAAUUGUACGUACGGUAACGGAGGAAGAGGUGGAUGAGUUUUUCAAGAUACUACGUAGAGUACACGUGGCGACACGGACGGGUGCGAAAGUUAACGUCGGUGUCGAUGAACGAGGGUUACCGACUAAGAAGAGGAAACGGAGUCAGAGCCUUGGUUUGGUAAACUCAUUGCAUAGUAACGGCGUUAGAGAUGGAGAACUCGAUGGAAUAACUCAGGUCGGGUUAAGAAAUUCGGGUUUGGAUCUGAACUGUAAACCGGAACCUGAAACCGUUAGUUUGUAAUCCUUCUGCCGAGUUUACAUCUUUCUUCCUAUAAUUAAUUUCCAAUAUACCUAAAUAAUUUUUAACA
This is a messenger RNA of Brassica napus (rape), 618 nucleotides long. RefSeq names its product protein NIM1-INTERACTING 2-like. The record is from RefSeq and is a predicted model, not a curated record. Gene Ontology annotation, biological process: regulation of systemic acquired resistance. Lineage: Eukaryota; Viridiplantae; Streptophyta; Magnoliopsida; Brassicales; Brassicaceae. The transcript has a single exon. The coding region runs from base 201 to 551 and encodes 116 amino acids.